This is a messenger RNA of Esox lucius (northern pike), 1960 nucleotides long. RefSeq names its product chaperonin containing TCP1, subunit 4 (delta) (gene cct4). Gene Ontology annotation, biological process: protein folding. Gene Ontology annotation, cellular component: chaperonin-containing T-complex. Lineage: Eukaryota; Metazoa; Chordata; Actinopteri; Esociformes; Esocidae. Bases 186 to 1802 code for a protein of 538 amino acids. The record is from RefSeq and is a predicted model, not a curated record. Gene Ontology annotation, molecular function: ATP-dependent protein folding chaperone; ATP hydrolysis activity; ATP binding. The transcript has 13 exons.
CAACUGAAAGAAGGGUCCUUUUCCUAGAAGAGUCGCAGCCGGUGUCUCUGGAAGGUUCUUAACGGAGCGGGAGAUAAAUCCGAAUCUUUACCCAUCUGACACCAGGCAAUAAUUUCUGUGUUUUGGGGUACAUCGGUCCCCAUCAGAAGUAUUAUAGUAACAUAUUCCGGCGAAAAUAAGUAAGGAUGCCUGAACCAAUGUCUGCUCCAAAGAUGUCAAAUGGUGGCAUGAAAAACAAAGGACGAGGUGCAUAUGUGGACCGUGACAAGCCAGCACAGAUUCGUUUCAGUAAUAUCUCCGCAGGGAAAGCUGUUGCUGAAUGCAUCAGAACCAGCCUGGGCCCUAAGGGCAUGGACAAAAUGAUCCAGGAUGGGAAGGGUGACGUGACCAUCACUAAUGACGGAGCCACCAUUCUGAAACAGAUGCAGGUGCUUCACCCUGCAGCUAAGAUGAUGGUGGAGCUGUCCAAAGCCCAGGAUAUUGAAGCUGGUGAUGGCACCACCUCUGUGGUGGUGAUAGCUGGUGCGCUGCUGGAUGCGUGUGCCAAACUGCUGCAGAAGGGCAUCCACCCCACCACCAUCUCAGAGUCCUUCCAGAAGGCUGUGGACAAGGGCGUGGAGGUGCUGACAGGCAUGAGCCAGCCAGUGCUGCUGAGUGACCGUGAGACUCUACUGAACAGCGCCACCACCUCGCUGUGCUCCAAGGUGGUGUCUCAGUACUCCAGCCUGCUGGCACCCAUGAGCGUGGACGCGGUGAUGCACGUCAUUGACCCGGCCACUGCCACCGGCGUGGACCUGCACGACAUCCACAUCGUCAAGAAGCUGGGUGGGACCAUUGAUGACUGCGAGCUGGUGGAUGGCCUGGUGCUGACCCAGAGGGUGGUAAACUCCAGUGUGUCCCGUGUGGAGAAGGCAAAGAUCGGCCUCAUCCAGUUCUGCCUGUCCCCGCCUAAAACCGAUAUGGACAACCAAAUAGUGGUGUCUGACUAUGCCCAGAUGGACCGUGUGCUACGCGAGGAGCGUGCCUACAUCCUCAACCUGGUCAAACAGAUCAAGAAGGCAGGCUGCAACGUCCUGCUCAUCCAGAAGUCCAUCCUCAGGGAUGCUCUGAGUGACCUGGCCCUUCACUUCCUGAACAAGAUGAAGAUCAUGGUGGUGAAAGAGAUCGAAAGGGAGGACAUUGAAUUCAUCUGCAAGACCAUUGGCACCAAGCCAGUCGCCCACAUCGACCAGUUCCUUCCGGAGAUGCUGGGUUCCGCUGAGUUGGCAGAAGAAGUCAGUCUGGAUGGCUCUGGCAAGCUGGUCAAGAUUACAGGUUGCACCAGCCCCGGGAAAACUGUGAGCAUUGUGGUGCGCGGCUCCAACAAGCUGGUGAUUGAGGAGGCGGAGCGCUCCAUCCAUGACGCCCUGUGUGUCAUCCGCUGCCUAGUCAAGAAGAGAGCAUUGAUUGCUGGUGGCGGUGCCCCCGAGAUCGAGCUGGCCCUGCGCCUGGCAGAGUACUCCCGCACUCUCCCAGGCAUGGAGGCGUACUGCGUGAGAGCAUACGCUGAUGCCCUGGAAGUUGUGCCAUCCACACUAGCCGAGAAUGCCGGCCUGAACCCCAUCUCCACCGUCACAGAGCUCCGCAACAGACAUGCCCAAGGAGAGAAGACCGCCGGGAUCAAUGUCCGCAAGGGUGGUAUUUCCAACAUCCUGGAGGAACUGGUGGUUCAGCCUCUACUGGUGUCUGUCAGUGCCUUGACUCUGGCCACUGAGACUGUCCGCAGCAUUCUCAAGAUUGACGAUGUGGUUAACACCCGAUAAGGAGAAGGGUGUUUUAUCAAUGUAGCAAGAACCCAACCUGUUACUGCACUGCUUGUUCCACCAGGGAUCCUAGGACCAUCUGCUUGUUAAGACCUCUAUGUCCAGAAGACCUCUAGUUGUUGCGUAAUUUAAUAAAACCUGUCUUUUUGGACGCUUCA